AUGGCAGGCACUCCGAGCAAUUAUCAUGGUAGUAUCAUUGCCUUGGAGGGCUCAGGUGAUACCGUCUCGACGCAAUUGCGCCUUCUUCCCAGCAGUCCCAAGAUAUUGGUUCUUCCCCCAUUCCAGCAUUUUAUGAGCCAAGAUGAGGAAGACCUGCCCUUUGAUGCACAGUCGUGUAUUCUGAAGACCCACGAAGCCUGUUGCGCGAGGAUAGAAAAGGCCCACGCGUUUCUACGCGACUCAACGGCGGAUGACAAGCGACUUGUCUUCAUGAAUGGCGGAACGGCAAGCGCGCGGAUGAACUGCAUUGCUUCAAUCAGCAAACAUGGUCUUAAAGGUGAUAUCUCCAAGGCUGAAAACACCUUUGAAGAGCUGGUUCGUCACGGUGUUGGAAAAUUACGGGAAAACAACCACAAGUCUAUGAGCAAAUCUCAUUCCCCCAAAACCGCCCCUUCGCCAAAUCGAAAGACUGCCACGCCACAAGAAGAAUAUGUUGAUCGCAUGUCGGCAGCCAUAAGAGCUGCGGAUGCAUUAUAUCUCGAGACGGCCUCGCUCCAGCCCAACACCGACCUUGAUCUUUCAACGAGUCACCAAAGAAGCAAAAGCGUCCCAAUCCAUCCUAAGGCUCAAGACUCGGCGGAAACUACUCCCAUGUACACGUUUGUAGCCCGAGACCUUUGCGACGAGCCAGUCUCAGCAGUGAAUAAUACUACCAAGGGCACAUAUGGUGAUAGCCUCGUCCCGCAACCGCUCAACCUAGAAGCGUUCAGACCGCGUGCAAUCCUUGACAAUAGCAUAUUGCAUCGUAUGGUGGACCAGAACUCGCCGAGAUGGGCAAAGAAGCCAUACAGGAGGUCUUUUACACCUUCGACUCCCGCCAUCGAUGACGUCUUCACUCCUCGGAGCACUACCUUCGGCUCGUUGCCCAACACACCUACAGUGGUCUUUGGAGAGGCUCGUCUGGUCGAUGUCCGCACGUCACCCAAGCAAAACAAGAACCAGCAACAUAGGAGGAGCCAGUCGGUCAAUCACGGCCAAAGUGUGUCAUCCCGAAAUACUGAUUGUUACUCUGUGGCAUCGACUUUACUGUCACAAUCUGAUGGCGACUCGGAUUUCGGUACGGCUUUGUCCUAUCAUCGUCGCAAACUUCCGCUCCGGACCGAGGACCACGCUGAGCGCUUAACCAACAACACAUCUACCAUGUCCAACAGAGCCAAUCUCCGUCGCCCGCCGCCUCUUGCCCUGGAUUCAACUACUUUUGCUUCGGCAAAAGAACGAGGGAUAUAUGUUGACAAGGGCACGAGUCCUAGCCCUCGACUUAGCGCUGACAAGACGCCCCAGCGAGAUCGAGCGUCAUAUAUCGACCGUGGUGUAGACGCUGCGGAUGAGUUAUCUCUGCUGUCCCCAGCCGUCCGGUCCGAGGAAGAAAAUACCUUUGAGGCAGCUCUCCCGCUAUAUGAAGACCUGGUUAUUCAUUUCAAUGACGAAACGAGUGAUGCGCCUCUUCGGCAGAUUUUUGCAGAGCUUUUGAGUCAACUUUGUCCUACCUCUACUUCCGAAACAGAGGUGCCGAAGGAGAAUGCUAAUAGUACGGCGACGGCGCCGAUGUCUAAUAACAAUCCUGUUAUCGCAGUGGAGCUCUGCAACCCAGAUUCGGCAUUGAGCCCAGCUUAUUCAACGGAUGGCUAUGAUCAUCCCUUGUUUGAAACACACGGCAGUUAUCUGGCGCUGCUGAGCCCUGGUAGGCCGAAGACAGGCCGGAGACCAAGUAAGAGGGGUGUAGUUGAUGCGCCUCCAACGCCUGCACGGACACCACCCUUUGCUUCGACUGCUCCUCAUAAAAGUUUUCACGAAAUCAAAACCAGCAAGGACAGUACGGCAGUGGGUGUUCAGAAUUCGCUCAGAUCAAUCUUGAACAUAUAUUUCUCGCCCGACGAGCCCGGAUACAAGCAGUUCAUCUUUCCACUGCUACCAGAACUCAGCAGCAUGUGGAAGCCCGUGUUCCGGGAAACGGAACAAACACAGGAAAAGAAAGAAAAGCGCAAUGUUGACUUGAUUCUUGCGAUUGGAGCCCAGAAAGGGGUACAAAGGGAUUUUCUCUCGGCCGUCACUGGGUCACUGGAGAAUCUUGCGACCAAGCCGAGUGGAGUUACUCGAAGUGGACGACUUGAUCUGAAGUACCUGAUUGCAAAGGCAAUGCAGUCUUAUACUUGUCUCCCCUUGGCGAAACAAACCCGAGACAAUCCAUUUACCAACCCCAAAUUCCUCGCCACCCUCAUUGUUCCUCACCUAGAAACAUAUCUUGCUGCGCACACCGAGACCCUCUUCUUGAUUCUCGAGUAUCCGGCUGAGCAUCUUGCCACUGUUCUUGCUCUCCAGAAACUUGUAGGAGUAGAUCUCCUUAAAGUUGCAGGAAUCGUCAGUGCGGAUUCUUUAGAAGCCCAAGCAGUGUCCAAGUCCCCAUCACCCAUUAGUCACAGUGUUGACUUGGGGAGACCAUCCCUUUCCAGCAUCUACUCGACCCGACCGAUACCAGAAAUUCCUUCCUUCUCAAAAGCCAACUUCAUUCUGGCUUCUUCUGCCACAAAUUCUGAAAUCGCCACACUCGUUUCCACCAUCUGGAAGAUUCUCGUUGAUAUUUCACCUUACUACAUUCCCGAGCUCUCACACAGGCCCGCCAGCUCCCGUGAGAAUAGGAUCUCGUAUGUCAAUCUGGUCAAUCCAGCGACAACAUCUCUAUCGGCACUCUCUUCCGACGAAAGUGUUCCCUUUACACGUGCUAGAGCCAUGGUACAGCCGCAAGAAGUCUCAUCAUCGGGUAUCGUUGUCAACUCCAUCGAUGUCGCAGAUCCCACACCCAAGAAGGCGAUCAAGCGCUCAUCGCUCUCGAUAAGGAGCUCCAAGAGUAAGAGGCUGACGCACAGUCCGCGGACGAGGCUUCAAAAACUCAUCGCCUCCGAGAGAGGGCCGGGCACAACCACCACCAUGGACGGCGAAGGCGCCCGCCUGACUUCAUCGCCAGUCUCGUCCAAGCACAACUCGUCCUACUUUGACGUGUCCGAGGACGAGGACGGAUGGCUGUACCAGCACGAGCGCAAAUAUGUGCCCAUGUUCAUCAGAAAGCCCGACAUUCGGAAGGGAAACAGCCGCAAGGCUCUCAAGUUCCUGGGUCUUGCAUAA
Pestalotiopsis fici W106-1 is the source of this 3180-nucleotide messenger RNA. RefSeq lists its product as uncharacterized. The record is from RefSeq and is a predicted model, not a curated record. Lineage: Eukaryota; Fungi; Ascomycota; Sordariomycetes; Amphisphaeriales; Sporocadaceae. The transcript has 2 exons. Bases 1 to 3180 code for a protein of 1059 amino acids.